CGAUGGGGCAGACGUUCCGCCGGCCGACCGCCGACGCGCGAACCCGGUCAGUUGGGUUAGGUUAGGCGAGAAAACCAGUUGGCGCGGCGCUCGCACCACUAUCGGUUAUGUAUUAUAAUAGAUACCCGAUAUUAUUGUAUAUACCAUUGUAUUAUUCUUGUAUAUUAUAAUAUUAUUACCGUCGCCACCACCACCGACGCCGACAUCACCGAACACUACCGCCGCCGCUGACAGAACCUCGCCGCGGGCUAAAUACACCUCCGUAGUAUAACCCCGCGCACAGCACGGGAUUUUCAUACACCCUCGAAGGCGACGGGAGUGAGAGAGACGGAGAAAAACAAAAAUAAUAAAUACGGAGAGCACCUGUUUUGACGAUCGCCGCCACCGCUGCCGUCCAUCGAUCGUGACGAUAGAUCAUUUUUAACGAGUCCGGCGACGUCCCUUCUCCGAGAACCCUGCUAUUCCUUUGCGAAACUAUAUAGUCGCUGUGUAAAAUCGUGUAACGCUUCGCGUCGUAAUCGCUGCGCGUACGUCCGCUCGCCGUCAUCUCGCUUAAUACGAGUAUAUACGUGCACGUCGUGCGAGCGACAUAAAUCAUAAGUAUAGGUGUCCGUGCCUCGCCCGUCCGCGCACGAAGUCACGUAGCAAUAAUAAUAAAUAAUCGUACAGUUUAAAAAGUAUAUUAUACAUCGUCCGCUCGAUCGCCAGCGAAACGUGCGCGACGCCGCCGCAUGGCUCGUCUACCGGCCGCGGCGUUGUACUUGCUGCCGCUGUGCGCUACGGCCGUGGUCGUGUGCACGCUCAAGCACAAGCAGCAGCAGCUACAGACGAAAAAGGACGACUUGUCCCUGUGGAUCGACGAACAGCAAGUGAAAAUGUACAGUGGUCUGAAAAUGCCAAUAUAUGCAAUUAUGGAAGGUAAAGUCACGCCGUACAUUUUGGACAAAAAUUUUGAACAGUACUUGCCAGUCAUUCCAUCUGAGGUGGGUUAUGUGAACUUCACAUGGAUGUCUGGAAAUAAGAAUUAUUUUUACGUGUUUGACAUACUUGAUUCGGACGACAAAAACAUAUUGGAACCACCUACAGUUACCGUGAAAAUCGAUGGGAAAAUACCCAAAAGACCCAAAGUUUUCAGUAUAUUGUUGCCAUGUUCCGGCAACAGAUCAGGCAUUGCUAGUUUCAACAUACGGCUAUUGAUACAAAACAGAAAAGGUCGUGCUUUACCUGAUACACCAUUAAAAGUGAAACUCAGAAAAGAGUGUAUGGUUAGAGGUACAAGUAAAAGUACAAGUCUCGACUUAGUAUGUGAUAAAAAAUGUGAAAACAACGGUUGGUGCAAUGCAGACAAAAUAUGUCAGUGUCCUGAAGGUUAUAUGGGACAGUAUUGCAAAACAGCAUUGUGCUAUCCACAGUGUAUGAAUAAUGGGACAUGUGUUGCGCCAGGUGUCUGUCGUUGUCCACAAGGUUUUCAAGGACCACACUGUGAAGGAGGUAUUUGUGCAGAAAAGUGUUUAAACGGUGGAAAAUGCAUACAAAAAGACACAUGUCAAUGUCCUAAGGGGUUUUAUGGUUUACGAUGUGAAUACUCUAAAUGUAUUAUACCAUGUCUAAAUGGUGGAAAAUGUAAAGGAGUGAACAAAUGUAGAUGUAUAUUUGGUUUUCAAGGAGACCAUUGUGAAAUUGGUCAACCAAUAAAACAAUAUUAUAAUUGUAAAAGGCCUUGUCGUCAUGGAUAUUGUACAGCAAAUAGAAUCUGUCGAUGUCAACAAGGAUGGUUUGGAAAAUUUUGCCAGAGAAAAAUACUUAAACCAAAACACGAUAAUCAUAGGUCGGAAUAUCCACAUUCUUGUGAAGAUGAUGAUGAUGAUAUGGAUGAUUAUGAUGAAGUGCCCAAAAGUCAUCACAGAUGGCAUUGACUGUACAAUUAGUAUAAUAUUUUAAGUGUUAAAAAAUGUAUAAAUAAAUGAUCUGUGAUUUGUAAAGUAUACUUAAAAAAUAUAUCUAUUGGGACUUAUGAGCUUUA
Molecule: messenger RNA, 2023 nt
Organism: Metopolophium dirhodum (rose-grain aphid)
Lineage: Eukaryota; Metazoa; Arthropoda; Insecta; Hemiptera; Aphididae
Product: protein shifted-like
Exons: 8
Coding region: 732-1916 (394 amino acids)
Biological process (GO): anatomical structure development
Cellular component (GO): extracellular region; cell surface
Molecular function (GO): signaling receptor binding
Source: RefSeq, a predicted model, not a curated record